Molecule: messenger RNA, 3733 nt
Organism: Sinocyclocheilus anshuiensis
Lineage: Eukaryota; Metazoa; Chordata; Actinopteri; Cypriniformes; Cyprinidae
Product: autism susceptibility gene 2 protein-like
Exons: 13
Coding region: 719-3118 (799 amino acids)
Source: RefSeq, a predicted model, not a curated record
UCCAGAUUGUAGCAUUGACACGCUCUCCACCAAUGCCAGCCAGGAGCUGCGAGGCCUGGGCAUUCCCAAGGUGUCAGGCCUAGAGCGCAGUCAAGAGAAGAGCGAGGAGACAUCCCGUGAACUCUCCUCGGCCACCCCCUCACUGGUGCCCACUUCCCAUCCCAAACCUCCCCUCCCCGCCCCUCUUCACAUCCAGCCACCCCGCUCUAACCGGGGGAUACCCUUGCCCCCAAGCCCAGUCCAAACCCAGCACCCUUGCCCAGACCGUCCACUUAGACCGCUGUCACCCCCUACCACCCUUCCUCAAACCCAGGGCCAACAGCCCUCUCAGGCACCCCCAGCCCAGCCUCAGCACCCACCUGAGCCUCCACCUCACCCAAGGCCACCUCGAACUCCAGGCAUCUAUAAUCACCCCCCAUCACCAGCGCUACCAUCCCAGCAGAACCCCACCCAACCUGUGCAGCACAGACCGCCCUCUCGUUGCCAUCCGCGCCCAAUCUCGGCCUACAGCAGCAGCCUUACCCUCAACGGCCUGAGCAGUCGAAGCAGCACUCCAGGGAAGCUCCCGGGCCCCUCUCCAGCCCCUCACCUGCACCAUCACCAACCUGCCCCCACUGGGGCAGCAGCCUCCUUCCCCCUGCCCCUGCCGGCAAACCCCACGGCUUCGCACACCUUCCCCCCCUCCCAGCCGCCCUCCACUCUUCCUCAUCACACCAAUAUGUUUGCAUCGCCUGCUGCUCUGCCUCCACCUCCUCCUCUCACCUCAAACACUCUGCCGGUCCCCGGACACCCAGCUGGGAGUGCCUACUCAGAACAAGACCUUCUCCGGCAGGAAUUAAACACUCGUUUCCUGGCAUCUCAGAGUGCUGAUCGCGGGGCAUCACUGGGUCCCCCUCCAUACCUGCGGACUGAGUUCCACCAGCACCAGCAUCAGCACCAGCACACACACCAACACACACACCAGCACACCUUUACCCCUUUCCCCCACUCCAUCAUGCCCACGCCUGCACCACCCAUGGUGCGUACCCCAGCCAGAAAUUUCGACAAAUACCCCACUAAAGUCGACCCCUUCUACAGACACAGCCUGUUCCACUCUUACCCCCCAGCAGUGUCUGGCAUUCCGCCCGUCAUCCCACCAACGGGGCCCUUCGGAUCUCUGCAGGGAGCGUUCCAGCCCAAGACCUCAAACCCUCUAGAUGUGGCAGCCAGGCCUGGAGCCAUCCCACACACACUCCUUCAGAAAGACCCUCGGCUGACAGAUCCGUUCCGGCCGGUUCUCAGGAAACCAGGAAAGUGGUGUGCUAUGCAUGUCCAUAUAGCCUGGCAAAUUUACCACCACCAACAGAAAGUAAAGCAGCAGAUGCAGGUUGACCCACACAAGUUGGACUUUGGCCUCAAGCCGGAGUUCUUAAGUCGACCCCCAGGCCCCACUUUUUUUGGAGCUAUCCAUCACCCUCAUGACUUGGCGCGACCUGCAUCGCUUUUCUCAGCAGCAGGGUCCACGCAUCCCUCAGCUGCACCUUUCGGACACCCUCCACAUCAUCCUAGCAACUUUCUUACCCCAGCACCCCACUUGGAGCCCUUCCACAGACCGUCUUCAUUUGGAGGUCUAACCUCAUUAAGCACUGCAGCCUUUGGUGGACUGGGAAACCCAGCACUCGCAUCCAACUCUGUAUUUGGCCACAAAGAAGCACAACAGCACUUCAGCGGACCCCACGAGCCAUGGAACAGACUCCACCGUACUCCGCCAUCUUUCCCCACCCCACCUCCCUGGCUCAAACCUGGAGACAUUGAACGCAGCGCGUCGGUCAGCUCCCAUGAGAGAGAACGAGAACGAGAAAGGGACAGAGAGAGAGAACGUGACCUGGACAAGAGGGAUUCAUCAGUCAACAAGGAUGAUAAAGAGCGGGAAACUGCGGAAAAGAGGCACCAGAAUCACCCAUCCCCAAUUCCUGUUAACCCCCUCACUCUGACGAGUCACACCCGAUCAUCUGAGCCUUCCCGGAACCACAUCCCUUCUAGUGAGUCUCGGGAUAAGGACAAGCCCAAAGAUCGUGAGAGAGAACGAGAGCACUCGAACUGGAAAGACUCCAACACAGAUGAGCACAAGGUGAAGGAGAAUCACCACAGUGACAAAGACACUCCCGUCAUCCACGACAGCCGGGUUUCUGAAGACAAGCCGGCAAAUCGGGUUACAGCAUCACCCUACAUGCGGCCAGGCACCAUAGAUCGGGUCAACGGCGGGCUGACUCGAGAUGUUCUGGAGAAGAAGGGCGAUGUCACCUAUGAGAAGAAAAACAGUGAGGUGAAGGUGAAAGAAGAGAGAAAAGAGGAGCAGGAUGGUCCCACAGGGAGAUCCCCGGAGCAGAGAUCCACACCACAAGCACCUCCUCCUGCUGCUCUCCACCCUCCAUCUUCAAUGCCUGUACCCAUGGGCAUGCCCAGUAUGCAUCCCAUAAACAGUAUCAGUAGUCUGGAGAGGACUCGUAUGGUGGCCCCCUUCAUGGGUAUCAGCCCCAUCCCAGGGGCAGAGAGGUUCCCCUAUCCCGCCUUUCAUUGGGAUCCCAUGAGGGACCCUUACCGGGGACUCGAUAUCCACCGGAGGGAUCCAUUAGCUCGAGAUCUGCUACUGCGGAAUGAACCCCUGCACCGGUUAGCAGCGCCACGCCUUUAUGAAGCAGAGCGCUCGUAUCGAGACCGUGAGCCUCAUGACUUUAACCGAGACCUCCCUCACGGUCUGACCUUGGAACAGCGGCGGGAACAAGAGCGGGCGCACAUAGAGGAGCGGGAACGUCUGCACUUGCUCCGAGAAGACUACGAGCAGGGGCGUCUGCACCUGAUGCAUCACCCCGCUUUAGACGGACACCUCCCUCACCCGGGUCUCAUGGCCCCUGGACUUCCCAGCAUGCACUACCCCCGUGUUAGCCCCUCCUCUGCCGUAGCUGCCCAGAAUGGAAUCCUCAACAAAACCCCUCCCACCGCAUCACUCAGUGCCCCACCCCCUCUUAUCCCAACCCUGGGAGCGCGUUCCACGUCUCCCAGACGGACUACCCCACUCGGCACUGACAUUAGAGACAGACCCCCUUCACACACACACAAAGACAUCGAGGCACGGUGAGACCCCUGAUGGACUGAAAUGGAACUCAAAAGCAAGCACUUGAGACUGUAUCAUAUCUGUGUAUAGAUUGUGCAUUACUGAUGGUUUUUUUUUUUUGUGCAUUUUGCUUUUGUACAAAAGACUGAGAUUUUUCAUGCUCUUUUAUCCUGUUCGUUGCUGUGUAUUCUUAAACAUGUACAGUACACUGAUCUCGAGCAAGUGGACAAGCGUUAGAUCUCCCAACAUGGAAAAAAUGGUCUUGGACUUGGUACCUUUACAGGUACCUCAAUACAUUGCAAAAAGGCAGAACUUGUAGAUAUGUGUAAAGUCGGUGUAUUUCUCUCCUUGAGGGAAAAAAAAAUUAAGGUACAAUUAUUAUGCAAAUGGAUGUUAUGAAAGCUUUACUUUGAAAUGCUGUACAUAGUGGGCAGUGAUCAAAUGGAUAGUGAGUGCACGGUCUCUGGUUUUAGUUUAAUGCUGCAUAUUAAUGGUUUGGAAAGAUAUUGUCCAAGAGAUCACAUCCCUUCUUUCAACUAUGCAACUCAUGCGUGGGCGCUCUCUCUGUAUCACUUUUUCUCUCCUCUAGAGCAAUGGUUCCCAACCCUGGUCCUGGAGGCACCCCAACACUGCACGUUU